Zychaea mexicana is the source of this 870-nucleotide messenger RNA. RefSeq names its product Alpha/Beta hydrolase protein. Gene Ontology annotation, molecular function: lipase activity. The transcript has 5 exons. NCBI's taxonomy places the organism in Eukaryota, Fungi, Mucoromycota, Mucoromycetes, Mucorales, Lichtheimiaceae. Gene Ontology annotation, cellular component: membrane. The record is from RefSeq and is a predicted model, not a curated record. Bases 1 to 870 code for a protein of 289 amino acids.
AUGUCGACCGAGAUUUCAGCUGUUGAUGAGUGGAUUACCACAGACGAUGGCUACUCAUUGUUUACCAAAACGUGGAAACCUGCUUCGUCGCCCGUAGCAACUGUUGUUAUGAUUCAUGGCUUUGGUGAACAUAUCGGACGCUAUGAUCGUCUCUUUACAUCAUUUGCAAAGCAGGGCAUUCAAGCCUAUGGUUACGAUCAGCGAGGAUGGGGCCAGAGCGGUAAAAAGGCGCAUGAAUUUGGCAACAACCAUGGCUAUGAUACAGCUCUAUCGGAUAUCAACAGUGCCAUCAAACGCAAUAAGUUGCCCGAUACACCCUUGUUCUUGAUAGGUCACAGCAUGGGCGGAGGCUUGAUCCUGAACUACUUGGCCAGUGAGCAUGAUGGUUUGGAUUUGGUGACGGGCGCUAUUGCAUCGGCGCCAUUGGUGAUCUUGUCCAUGCCUGUAUCGCCCUUCCGCUACUAUCCGCUGCUGAUGGCAUCCAAGAUUUUGCCAAGCUUUGUCAUCCAAGUUGGCAUGGAUGCUAAAGCAAUCAGUCACGAUGAAAAGGAAAUUGAAGUAUACAAUGCCGAUCCUUUGAUUCAUGAUUACGCGACCUUGGCAACGGUUCGCAGUUUCUUGGAUGCCGGCAAAGCAUUACUGAAGGAUGCUGCUAAAAUUCGCACGCCUAUCCUGUAUUCCCAUGGUACCACCGAUCCAGUCAAUGAUCACAAGGGCACAAAGACAGCUUAUGAAGUCACAUCCAGUCAGGAUAAGGAGCUCAAGUCGUGGGAUGGCCUUUUCCAUGAAUUACAUAAUGAAAGGCUUCCUGACAGAGAUCAGGUGAUGGAAUACUAUGCUGAAUGGAUUAAAGCCCGUAUUCUCUCAUAA